Anoplopoma fimbria (sablefish) is the source of this 731-nucleotide messenger RNA. RefSeq names its product parvalbumin beta-like. Lineage: Eukaryota; Metazoa; Chordata; Actinopteri; Perciformes; Anoplopomatidae. The record is from RefSeq and is a predicted model, not a curated record. Gene Ontology annotation, cellular component: nucleus; cytoplasm. Gene Ontology annotation, molecular function: calcium ion binding. Bases 150 to 476 code for a protein of 108 amino acids. The transcript has 5 exons.
GUCAGGUUGCCUCUUGCACUCCGGAUCACAAAGCUGCAAAACAGUGUUGUUGGCAAGCAGAGCAAGAGGAGCAGAGAUCAGCGCAUCAUAAGCUCAAAGAGUGCAAACCUCACCCUAAGCACGCUCCCCUCAGGCAGCUACAGAGAAAAAUGGCAUUUGCAGGGAUGCUGAGCGACGAGGACAUCAAGGCUGCAGUUCAGGCUUGUCAAGUUCCAGGCACAUUCGACUUCAAGUCGUUCUUUGCACAUGUGGGACUGUCCAGCUCAUCUGAGGCAGAUAGAAAUAAAGUGUUUACAGUCUUGGACCAAGACAAGAGUGGAUACAUUGAGGAGGAGGAGCUCAAGCUGUUCCUUCAGAAUUUCUCUCCGGGGGCGAGGGAGCUGACUUUGGCUGAGACCAAGGCUCUGAUGGCUGCUGUCGAUAAGGAUGGUGAUGGCAAGAUUGGGAGAGAAGAGUUCUGUAAUAUCCUGAAAUAAAGAAGAUGAACAUCUUUGACCAUGGCUGUUUUUCCCUACUUUAAGUUCACUGGUUUCGUAUGCAAAUCCUGAUUUUCCGGACUGAUUGAUGCAAAGACCAAAAACCUUGGAUGUUCUCUACCUGCCCGCUGCUCUCCCUGUUUAUGUGAUACAAUAAAAAUGCUUGGUGGACGGACGGCUAAAGCUGGAUAUUAUAGUGUGUGUGUUUAAUCAAUCAGGAACCUGGAAUGGAUUAAUAAAUGUAUUUAAGAUGUG